Messenger RNA from Lactuca virosa, 309 nucleotides. Lineage: Eukaryota; Viridiplantae; Streptophyta; Magnoliopsida; Asterales; Asteraceae. The record is from the annotation of a GenBank genome assembly.
AUGAAUACUUAUAAAAUACCAAAUGUCCAUACAAAAGAAAAGAAAGAGGAAAUUCAAUCUGUUAUACGAGAAUUAGAAUUUGCAAUGGAGUUCUGCAUUGAUAGUCUGGUGAAUGAUUUUGACAAAUUGAUCUUGUUUAGAGAUGAAAUGAAUGAGAAGAUGAGAAAGAAAGAGAAAGUAGACAUAUUACCUCCUACAUUAAUCAAUAACAAAGGUGUUCGAAAAACAAAGAAAAGAACGAAGGGGAAGAAGGAUAUUGCUGUUGAAAAAGCAAAGAAUGAUGGGAGAAACAGAAGGCGCGACAACUAA